CACGCAAAACAGAGCCGAGCAUUUCAACAGUGUCCGUCAGUACGCAAAAUUACAAGUGCAAUCGUCCUAAUUUUUUCCACGUCGCACAAUUCAAGAUGUUUCAUCGUAUUUGUUUUUUCUUCUACACCUCAAUGCUCAUCGUAAUGAGAAUAAAGAUGGUCGUAUCAGAUACAGAAAAUAUACUGAUGAACAAAGAAAAUGUAAGCACGUUUAUAUCGGAGCAACCAGAGUUUGUGGCUCAACCAUACGGUGGCCCAGGAUCAUCUCUUGGUAUAACUUACGAUAAAAAAAUUCUAGCCGACAGCUCUGCUCGAAGAUUGUUGAAGACAUUGUCUCUCUCACCUGCGUUUGCAAAAUUUGGAAUGGCCCCAGCGACGGAAUCUAAAUCCAAACCUCUACCUGAGCCUGAAAAAUCAACCAAACCAUUUCGAAUAUCUUUUCCAUUUUUGUCAAAACCCAUACCUUCUGCUCCACCUACUCCAUCACCACCUCCUGAGCAGCCUCCUGAAAAGUCACCAACGCCUAGCAAAGAAAAUCCAGCCAUUCCUCUUGAGCCACAACCGGCUGUAAAGCCAUCCUCUCCAUCUUUUGCACCUCAGACAACUUCAUCGGGCGGAUCUUCAGCAACAUCUUCAACAACUUCUCCUAACGGUGCCGAGAAGUCUCCUUCUCAGUCCAACCUUCCUGUAAGCUCCUCAAGUUCAAGACCAUUUAAGCCGCUUAAAUGGAACUUUAUUCCCUGGCUAAAGCAAACAAAGAAGCCAAGCUCAUCAACAGCACCUGAACCUCAAAAUCCUCAGGGGACUACCGCUUCCACUCCACCGAACAAGUCAGUAUCUGCAAGUUCAUCAUUUAAGACAGACGAAUCAUUAACUGGAUCUGAAAGAUUUGCAGAGUCCAAGCUACAAGUAUCCCCUGUAUUACAAAAAAAUUUUAAACAACAACAGCAGGUACAGGCAAACAAACUUUCAUCCUCCACAGCAGAGACUCCACUGAAAUUGAAUACCCCGUCAGCGCAUAAGAAUGCAUCACCAAGCUUUCAAGUAUCUAAUGUUGCAUCAUCUUCUGAAUCAAUAACACCCUCAACAGCAGAGCUUCAGAAACAACCAGCUGCCGACCAUUUAGAAACCCCUCCGCCUCCCCAUCAAAAAAUUAACCCGACUUCACCUUCCAAAGCCGUUGUCUCCGGAGCAACAAGCCAUAGCUCCAGUGAGGGUUUCAGUUCGUCGUCAAAAUUCAUCUCACCCGAAUGGAAAAGUACCGCUUACACCGCGCCAACACAUGAUCCUGCACCUUUAAAUUCUCCGAAUACUUCAUCAUUAGCAUCCGAGUCAGUUACGCCAGCUGUGUCACCAUUACCCUCUCAGUCUACCGCACCAACAAAAGGAGGGAUACCUGGGAAUCCAUUGGAUACAUCUCCAACGACAUCAGACUCAGCAACAACAACACAAUUACAAUCCCCAAAACCGACCGCUCAAACACCCGAAGUUGCAGGUGAGAAUUUUCAAAAUUUGAAGUCACCGGCAUCUGAAUCAGCCACACCAGCGGUUUCAUCUUACUAUGAGAAUAAUUCUGAGAAUAUUCCGAAUACUUCUGCGUCGUCAUCCGGGGUUGCAAUACCGAUAGUCUCAUCGAGACCCCAGAAACCUUCGAUCCCAACGCACCAAACAGCUCCCUCGGAUGCACCCAUAUUUUCUGCUGAAUCAAAUCGACGCCCUGGAUCCAUCACACCCUCAAUACCAAUAAACAGUUCAGGAACAAAACCACCCCCGAGAAAUAGAUUCUUUUCAUGGCCAACUUUCAAACCUUCCUCAUCAUCAAGCACUGCUGUGCCUGGGAAGACUCCUGAAACUUCUCUUCAGGUAUCUGAUAAUACUAAGUCGAAGCAAGAGACCCCAAUCAUUUCGUCACCUGCAUCGGCAUCACCAACUUCAAAUGCAUCAUCCGUUUCUCAGUCACAUGAACCGUCUAAAUCCGAGUCACCUGCCAACUCUAGUGUACCAUUGGCAACAGGAGCUCAAAAAAGUGACAUUUCAUCACCAGUGGAAAGGUUGAAACAACCCUCAAGAUUCAAUCUUUCUCCUUGGCGAACGUCAAAAACUUCCUCACCGGCAACAGGAACCACGCCAGAAAAUCUCGCCGAAGCCUCACCAACAUUUCAGUCGGCCGUAGCAGUAACGCCACCGGCACAAACAAUUUCAGCAGCAGGCACCCAGAUAUCAGGGAUGGGAGACGAAAAUUCCAGAGCGUCAUCCUUAAAAUCUAAACCAGCAAUGAGUGGUUUUAACUUUUCUAAUUUUUUCUCCUGGAGAACUCCGAGAUUUAAUAAAUCAUCUCCACCCAAAACUCAAGCACCAAGUAAAACUGAGACAUCAACUUCCACGUUGGCUCCAACCACGGAACAACUAGCAACGACAGCUUCAACGACUUCCUCAACAAAUAGCGCAUCCGCUUCACCGAUUCCAGAUGAUAAAACUACCCCUCCGAAACCUACACAAAGUAAUACAUUGAUCCCUCCUGAAGGAUCUAACUUUAGAUUCAAUGCAUUUUGGAAGCCGUCUAAAUCAUCAGCGGCGUUUACCAGUGACUCUGGCGCUAAAUUUAACUCUGCAGCUUCUACAAGUGCUAAACCAGAGGAAACUUGGAAAUUAAACGAGACUCCUAGUCUUCCGCAAUCCUCAUCGAAUAAUCUGUUCCAAACUUCAUCAUCGCCAUUCUUGCAAGACUCUCCUAAUGUACAAACAAAGUUAGAGUCAUCCAUAGAGUCAUUGAAGACAGCAAUGCACUCGCUUGGGUCUCCGCCAAGAAUACCACCAAAUCCUCCGAUGCAAGCUCCAUUGAUUCCCAGUGUGAACUCGGGUGGCAAUCAACCACAGCAGAAACCUUCCUCACCAAGUUCCUUCAUGUCAUCCUGGUUUUCUAGAAGACCCUCAAAGUCGUCCCCCUCUACCUCGUCAUCCCCAUCGUCUCCUUCUUCAGCGUCCUCGGGUUCCGCGACAUCUGAAUCCUCUUUAACAGCGACACCCACAAGUACCGCAGGGUUCCGCUCUAAACAAAAGAGAUCGGCAACUACCGUGAACUUCAAUUCUAUAUACGGCUCCAUCGUGAAUGGAAUUUCAUCGAUGGGGAGACGAUUCGAGAGAUGGUCAUCAAGAAGAAGAUCAUUGCCGGGUAAACAUGCCGCUCUACCCAGUAGCCACGGCGGCUUAGAUACAGGAGAGGAUGGGGCGUCAUCCCUGACAAACAAAGAGAAGCUAGAUCCUGAUAGUGCUGAAACUCAAGAGUUUGACGAUGCAGAGAUAGAGCAAAUGAUGAGUGAUAUCCAAAAAUACAACACAUUUUCCAACAGCCAUGAGGAAUCCUCUGAAGAGGAUGAUGAAAUGUCCAAUUCGAUAGAGGAUUCGAGUCAACUCUCGCCGCCAGAGGAAUUGGCAAGGAACGAGGAUGGACACCUACUGCCGCCGAGUGAAUAGUUAUCGGACAAUCGUAUACUAUUGAACACAAAACCUGCAGAGCAUAAGGAUAGCUUUAAGAAGGAAACUUCCAAUAACAAAAGCACAAUAUUCAAUAAAACUGAAGAUUUAAAUAAAACCACCCAUCAUCCGAUCACAAGUAAGGACGUGUCCGUAACAAAUGGCAACCCACAUUUGUUUAAGGGUAUAAAAUUGGAUGUAGGUACCGUGAAGGAACAGGUUACUGAGCCAGUUUACAAUUCUCGUAAAAAUGACAAUAUAAGAACUAAAGAUACUCUAAAUAUAAAAGAAAUUUCAAAUGCACUUUCGCCGUCUAAGCAAUUCGAGGAUGGAUCUGUAGUGCAACUAGAUAAAAUGCCUGCAGUAACGACGAAUAAUGACGAAAAUAAACGUCCAGUUUCAGCUGAAAUUGAAAAUGAUAGAUCGGGUGAUCCGAUGGCAGGGAUAAAGCAAUCCUUACAAAAAUAUCCGGGGGCUCAUGAAUACGAUCAAAUAGACAAUGAUCGCAAUAUUUUGAGGAAAAAAUCUGAAAAUCAUAAUAAAUUUGCACCCGAAUCAGAAAAUUCCAAAAAACUAGCAAUAGAUAAAACACAACCCUCAUUAAAAACUGAUUCAGAUACGAAUGAGCCUACAAACUUAAAUCUAGCCUCAAAUAAUAAUAGUAAAGAUCUCAUUCUGAACAAAGCAAAUUUAGAAGAAUUACAUCAGAAGCAAAGUAUCCGUACCCAGUUAGAGGAUUUUAAGGGGAAGCGUUCGAUGAAUUUGAGAAAAAAUAUGAUUUAAAAAAAGCAGCGGCUCUUAUCACUGGCGAAUAUAGGGGAAAAGCGCGCGUGUCCCGAUUUGUGACGUUGCAGGAUUCCCUUAAAAAUUUAUUUUUUAAGAAGAUUUUUAUUACUCCCGCAUCAUUAAUGCUCAAGAUUUUGUUUGAUUAAUUCUCAUCAUUCAGACGUUAACACUGAAUAUUUCAUUAAAUUAUGUCAAGAAAUAUUCUCUUGUAAAAUAUCCCAAGAGUGGAAAUUUUAAAACUCCGCGAUCAAAUUACGUUUUUAUUUAUUUAUAUUAUUUUAUUUUUUAUUUUUUCAUUAUCGACUCGCUGUUUCUCAAUGGAUUCUUUUUUCUAACAACAGUGUGAAAUGACUCGCUAUCAAAUAGGAGAAGAAAAGGAAAGUAUUUCUGUCAUGUCAUCAUUUUCAUUUCAAUUACCUCAUUUAAGACAUCAUUUAAAACAGAGGGACAGAAAAUAUGUACUCAUGAAAAUGGAUAGAUGGACACAAUGAUUACUGGGGCACAAGUUUUUAGAGGACUGUACUCUCCAGUUCCUUUUAUUAAUGCAUUCAAGAUGUUCCGCGCUCAUUUUUACCAGUUCGCCUUCAAUAAACUGGUAGGCAAUGUGAGUGGCUCAGGAACAGUAAUAGUUGCUUGCAAUAGGCUAGUCUAUAUUUCCCAUGAAAUUAAUUUAUGCUAAUACUGGGCUGUACCUCAUUUUGCUCUAAUAUCUCAUUCAUCAUGAUCAGUUUCCAUUAAAUUAUUAGAACGUUUUUAGAGAAAUGUUCGAGCUCUAAGCUCUAAGGUGCAAAUGGGAUACUAUUUUUUUCAUUGAACGAACAAAAUGUUGAAAUGAUCUAAUACAUUCGUCUGGGAUCAAAAGACUUUGCAAUACCUAUAACAUGUGGCUAUUGAUUUAACGGUAUUGCUUUAGGAGCGCUUUUUGGUUUACAUCUUACACUAGUUAAACGUCACUAUGCAGAGGGUUCGUGGGUAAAUGAUUUGAAUCCAAAGAGAGUUUCAAAGAAGAACGUAUAUUUCUGUAUUAUUACCCAUGUUAUUGUUAAUGGACUUAUUUUAAUUCUCUCCGUAAACUGAUUCUUCCUGUGCGAUGAAAUGCACUCAACUGUGUCGCUUGGUUUUAAAAAUUGGAGCAUCUUUUCAAUCUGUAAGAUUACUCCUACUAAAUAAUUCUGAGAAUGACUUAUUGAAUGUAACAAACAAAUUGAAAACCAAUUGUGGUCUUCAUUCAGGAGUAUUCUGGGAUUCAUCGAGUGAAUUUCUGUGUGGUACAAAGAUAGGACUCUAUCAUUUAUUUAUUUAUUUAUCUAUUUAUUUAUCUAUUUAUCUAUUUAUCUAUUUAUUUAUUUAUUUAUUUAUAUUUACGUCAAGUCACCGAUUGCAGUUCCUACAAAAACUCAUAUUAACCUAUCCAACGCGUUCCAUGAGUGAAUUAUGGGCUUAAUUCUAUAACUUAGAUUACGUAGCUUAAUUUAUUUAUUCUUCUAGAUUAGGUUCUCUGAAUAGCACAGAAAAUUAGCUAGGAAAGAACAUGAAAAUUCUUUCAACUAGCUGAUAAAACAGUGACAGGGGUCGAUACCAACCGUGAUAGCAAUUCAGCCAUUCCCAUGAAUUUCCAAAAAAAUCUUUGGACUGAAGUUGAAAUUACCACAUAUGUAAGUACAGCGCUACAAAUAGAGUCUGUUAUCACUUUUAUGAGACUAAGUACAUGCGCACAGUUUCUUCCACAUA
This is a messenger RNA of Bemisia tabaci, 5990 nucleotides long. RefSeq lists its product as uncharacterized. NCBI's taxonomy places the organism in Eukaryota, Metazoa, Arthropoda, Insecta, Hemiptera, Aleyrodidae. The record is from RefSeq and is a predicted model, not a curated record.